AGUCAGAAAUGAUACAAAUACUGGGAAUAUUCGUGCGCGCGCACGACUUUUUUUUUAAUCAUUUUUUUAUGUGUGACUGUGACGUUAUUAUUGUAUUUGAAAUGAUAGACAAGCAAACCAUUUGCAUUAUGGUCGAUGGUGCUACGACACCGAUGACACCGGCGAAUAGGAGUAAAAGUGUGAAGAAAGACUACGGUUAACAAUAAAUUUAGAACGAUAGAAUAAAGAAUUAAAACUAAGUUGGUAACAAAUACAGUGGCGAUGGAAAUUUUUUUUCGUCUGCUGGAAUCAAAUUCAAUCAACAUCUUGGUCAGCCAACGGAUCUAUGGAAAUGACGUUUGUUUGACGCUCGUUUGAAUAAAUGUUUACUCCGGAACAUGGUAAUUUCGGCAAUAUACGUGUGCGCAAAUGAAACUAUAGGAAACAAAACACAUGCGCAUGUUCAUGUCACCUCAUGCGAAUGCUUCAUAUGCUAUAUAAUAAUAUAGUAAUAAUAAUACAUAGUCUAUAUGAUACGAAUCAUCCAGUUACCAACUGUUUUGAGAAGAAGGGAAACCACACCGGAUUCAGUAUGGAGCAAUGCUUCUGCAUUAUAAAAAAAAACGUAUACGAUCAAGCAAGAGUGUGUAAUCAUAGCCACAGCUACUACUACGCUAUCGAGUUUGCGAACGUGUUGGUGCUGACGUCGAGCAUAUGCCUUGUAUCCAAGUGCACACAUAGACACGCGCACCGCUAUCAGUGUUGUAGAAUGCAUUCAACUCUCGAUGCGAGACACACAUCUGGCUCGUGUAGAAUAUAAUCGCACACAAACACACAAGCACACAAGCACACAACACUCAGUCGAUGUAAAUUAUUUGGUUCUUUGUGUCGUACGUGCGAUGAAAGAUUUAACGUGAACAUAAACACGCACACACUCGCAAAGGCAAAUGAACGUGUGGCCGUAAGUGAACCGAAGCAUUCACAUUAUAUGACUGUAUCGUUUCAUUGUGGCUUAGUUGCUCAGAGACUAAGAUAGGUGGCUUAGCGUCAUACAACGCACAUUUCAAGCGGUUCGCUUCAGCAAGUCGGAACACAAGCAAUCUCAUUGUCUUUUGACUUCGAUUAAACUCAAUCGCAAACUAUAAGUUAAAAUCAAAGUGUGACAGAUUAAUAAUUCGUGAAUAUAAUACACUUGUGAGGUCACAGAAUCUGCUGGCUAUUCUUAUCUUUUGCUGCACCGAUUUAUCGAAUAUUUUAUUCGCUUUUUUUGUGCCGUCUGCAACGCAACAACAAAUCCAUUGGACAGAGGAAAAAAACACAAACCAUUCAUCAUCAUCAUCAUCAUCAUCACCGUUGAAUGCUUUCGAAUCGUCGAGAAUCAAAACAAAGGAAACACAACCAUUAACCAACAAGUGAAAUCUGAAUUUGCUGUACUCUAAACAACAAACGCAUCGGAUUUUUAAACUAACGGAUAAAAAUCCUAUGUAACAUCAACGUGUAGCUGUACAUCGGAGAUUGAAGAAAAUAUAAAGAGAAGAAGUUUAUUUUUUGUGAACCGGAAUUGAUUGAAAAACAGAUAAAUUGAUACAAUGAUCGAAGAGAUUGUAUUCAAUAAAGUCAAACUUAUAUACAUUAUUAGUGAACCAAAUUAACUUGAUUUUAUCGCCUUUUGCCAUUUAUAUUUUUGUGCAACAAAAGAAAAGAAAGAGCGAAAAUAUCCCCGAUUUUUUCAAACUUUUUUUUUUUGGGCCAACGUUAAAUGAGCAUUUUGUGUGAAAAUACCGAUCGUCUUGUUUUAUUUCCAUCGAUUAAGCAAGCUCGAGUUAGUUCGUUCGUUUAUUCAUCUUUUUGAAGAGUCUAAGAGAAUUUUGUGGUAAAACGAAACCAAGCGAAGAACACCGUUGCGUUUGAGUGCAUCAAUAGCAAACGGCGUUGUUUUGUUUUUUUUUUUCGGAUCGCGGCUGCCAAAGCGAUUAUCCAGAAUCAUCGACUAGAUAGAGGAAAUCUUCAUUGUUGCAAAUUUGCCGUCAAAACUUCUUCCCCCGAAACAUUGAUACGAAGCCUAUCUACAGAGGAAUUUGAUCAACGCAACUGUUUGUGAGGUGCGACGGAAAGAAGAAUCUAAAAAAAAAACCGCAAAACAACAAAAGAACUAUAGCCGACAUUUAGAAACUGAUUUUUUUGGAAUCGAAAUCAAAUCUAUCCAGCAAAACCAGACGAAAAAAAAAAAUAACACACCGUCAACACAACGAAAACCAGAACGGUCAUUUUCAUUUUACAUAUAUAUUUUGGCCGACAUUCUCUAAGCUCCAAAAAUGCUGACGAACAAACUACCUCAGGAGGUCGACACGCUUUUGUCGAAAGGUCAAAUUCCUAUAAUCGAUUUGGCGCAUUGUGGCACUGAACAAGUUCCGAAGAAAUCUGUGGUCAAUCGAGUUGCAAGCCAAUUGCAGAAAGCGCUGCGUGAAAAGGGCAUUGCAUUUUUGGUUAAUCACGGAAUCUCUGAAGAAAAGUUGAAAACUGCUUGGUUGCAUUUGGAUGAUUUCUGUAAAUUGCCCAACGAUACUAAGGAGGAGUAUUUGCGCAAAGCUCCCGAUAAUCAUGGCUACAUUAAACCGAGCCAGGAAAAAUUUGAUGGUUUUACGCCGGAAUUGCGGCAUGCAUUUAAUAUCUGCACAUUGAAUGAUGCCACAUUGCCUGAGCAACCGUUGCCAGGAUUCAAAGAGCAUAUCGCCGAGUUGGCCGACGAUUUUAAGCAUUUAUCUGCUUUAUUGUUGCAAUCGAUUGCUAUUGGUCUUGAGCUGCAAUCAAAUUUUUUCCUCGAUAAUCAUUCCCAUAUGCUUUCGGGUAAUCACGACAAUGAAACCACCUUGCGUUUAUUGUAUUACCCACCCGUUAUCCAAGAGGAUGAUAACAAGUGUGAAAUGACGAAAGGAAGAUGUAAGUACAGCCAACAACGCUGUAAUGGAAAUGGAGGUAUUGAUUUGAUUCCUCCGCGUGAUGUGAAAAACGAGAAAUCAAGAAAGAACUCAGACAGUGAUACCGACGAAGAGACCGAUGACACCGAUGACAAUACCGGAAACAUCAGCGAUCACUCAAAAUCAUCGGGAUCGUCUCGUUCGAGUAGCGAAAAGGAGUUCACCGUCACCAGAUGUGGUGCUCAUUGCGAUUACGGUACAUUCACAUUACUAUCGCAAGAUUCUGAAGGUGGUCUUGAGGUGAAAUUGCCGGGUUCAACGAAAUGGAAACGUGUCGGCCAUUUGCCGGGAGCAAUACUAAUAAACACCGGCGAAAUUCUAUCGAUAUGGAGCCAGAAACGUUAUCCAGCCUUAUUGCAUCGCGUUAUCAUUCCUGAACAAGAAAGCGUUCGUGUGCGUGGCCGACAUUCGUUGGCAUUCUUCUGUCACCCAGAUAACUGUACUUCCAUUCAGCCUCUUGAUAUUCCAACCAUCGAAGCACCAAUUUGUGAUAAAACGAAGAAACUUAAAAGACGUUCAUUUAAGGCUGCUAAAGAUAAAGUUUUUACCGCCUACCAACUGUUACAGGAAAAAUUCAGACAAACCUACGUUUCAUAAGAGAUUGUGGAGAAAAGCAUUUCAUCUUCAUCUUUAACAGCAGCAGCAACGACAACAAUUCGCACUCAUCAUCAACAUGAAUCAUCAUUAUCAACAUGAAUCAACGUUGUUCGAAAAUCUUUAACAAUCUAAAUUUGAUAUCAAUCAAUCUCCUUAUCUCGAAACCGCCAUCUAUCUCUCUAUCUCUCUUUUUGUCAUCUGAACUGCUAAAUAUCCCGCCAUUCACAUUCUUCGCGCGGUAAUCUUAAUAAUUAUAUAUUUGUGUAUUGCGUAUUGUGUUUUUACGUAUCUUAAAAAAAAAAAUACUUAAUGCCAUUUAAUCGUGUCUUCUUUUGUUUCUUCUACUUUGUAUUAUUUCACAACUUGAAUAUCUAAAUUUCUUGAAUCAAGCUAUAAAAAAUCGAUGAUUUCAAAAAGGCAGCAACAACAACUGGCCAAUGCCUACAAUUGUAUACUUGUGAUAACAGCAAGCGAAAAAAAUUAUAAAAAAUAAAUCAAUUGAAAAAAAAAAAAAAUACAAAAUAAA
This is a messenger RNA of Sitodiplosis mosellana (orange wheat blossom midge), 4080 nucleotides long. Its product is annotated as 1-aminocyclopropane-1-carboxylate oxidase-like. The record is from RefSeq and is a predicted model, not a curated record. Gene Ontology annotation, molecular function: dioxygenase activity. The coding region runs from base 2295 to 3554 and encodes 419 amino acids. The transcript has 8 exons. NCBI's taxonomy places the organism in Eukaryota, Metazoa, Arthropoda, Insecta, Diptera, Cecidomyiidae.